CUAGAUUCUAAUAUCUGCGGCACUUAACCAACAGUGACUCCAUCACCCCUUUGAAGACCCAACCAUAGUCAACGCCACCACAUCAAGUGGUCAAGUUGGUACAGCCUUUUUGACCCUGUGUGAAGCAAUCGCAUCCGCGCGGUCAUUGUCUGAUGGAAGGUUCUACGAAGGUUUCCUUUCUCGAUGGCGACGUGACCCUGAUUUCCUCCGACGGCUCUGAGUUUCGAGUCCAUAAACUCAUCCUCUCUCUUGCAUCUCCAUUCUUCAGUGACAUGUUCAAGUUACCUCGAGGGGAAUCCCGAGGUGCAUUACAAUCUAUUACGAUGAGGGAGGAUGCAAAGACUCUGGAUGCUCUGCUCAAGAUUGUCUAUCCGAUUCAAGCUGAGGAUGUCGACCUCGAGGUGGCAAUCAGUGUUUACCGCGCGGCUGAAAAGUUGCAGAUGCUCAAAGUCUCAUCAGUAAUGCGUCAAUGGUUUCAGUCUAUCUUAGCGACGCUUGAGAACCCGUUGGAAGCAUGGGCGAUCGCUGUGCAGCUAAACCUCCGCCAGUUCUCCAAAGAUGCAGAGAUUCGAUUCAUUAGGGCGAAUACGAAGGACUGCUUCGAUCCCUGGCCGAAUCAUCUAAACGCGAUUUCCGUAGAAAACUACGCAUCCCUGAUCAACAGGAAGGAACGUGUCAUUGAAGAGGCGAGAUCUGGAUUAAUGAAUGCCCUGAAACGAGGCUGCGUGUGUCAGACCUGCGCGAACUUUGCAGACAUCUAUGCCUCGUUGACUCACGGAUUAAACCCAUUUGACCCAGCAUGCACUUCCUUGGUGAUACUACGGCGGUGCUAUGAGCGAGUCAUAUCGCAGAGCCCGUGCAUGAAGUGGAAGAACCGUAUCCCCCCUAAUGAAACCGAUCAGGAGGAAAUGCAAUUGAAGGUUAAAAACGUGUUGUCCUCAGUGGGACUAUCAGCAGAGUCGUAGUAGAUCGAUCGCCUCUCAUAUGGUGCAGUGAGCUGAGAUCAGUCUUGGAUACUUGCUCGGUUGGAUGACGGAGGUUUCAACUGUAUGCCAUAUCCGUAUCAGUACGCAGCGAAAGUGGGUCAAAUGUACAAGAAUGAUUGUCCCGGGAUUCUAUAUAUCAGAACCACGACACGCCUUGUACGUAAAACAUUCCGUUCUACAAGUGUUGG
This is a messenger RNA of Cantharellus anzutake, 1174 nucleotides long. RefSeq lists its product as uncharacterized. The record is from RefSeq and is a predicted model, not a curated record. The coding region runs from base 153 to 965 and encodes 270 amino acids. Lineage: Eukaryota; Fungi; Basidiomycota; Agaricomycetes; Cantharellales; Hydnaceae. Gene Ontology annotation, molecular function: protein binding. The transcript has 2 exons.